Molecule: messenger RNA, 539 nt
Organism: Cadophora gregata
Lineage: Eukaryota; Fungi; Ascomycota; Leotiomycetes; Helotiales; Ploettnerulaceae
Exons: 3
Coding region: 74-430 (118 amino acids)
Biological process (GO): translation
Cellular component (GO): mitochondrial small ribosomal subunit; ribosome
Molecular function (GO): structural constituent of ribosome; small ribosomal subunit rRNA binding
Source: RefSeq, a predicted model, not a curated record
GGCUUAAAUUUGGGCCAGCCGAUAUCAACUUCAGGAGAAUCGUCGUAGCACCAUCACGAAUGUCGCCGUCAAGAUGUUGUAUGAGCUCAUAGCAAUUGUCCGGCCCCAUAAUCUUAUGGAGGUCAAAGAAAUUGCACGCACAACCGGCUCCCUCAUCCUGAAGAACGGAGGCACGAUACGAGGCAUUAAGAACUGGGGAGUCUGGAGUUUGCCCAAGCGCACGCGAAAGCAUCAAGCGCAGUACAGUGAUGGUCACUACUUUAUUAUGAGAUACGACGCUUCAAGCAAGAUACAAGACGAUGUGAGGAAGACGCUGGGUUUGGAUCCGCGAAUGAUCAAAUUCAGUACGGUAAAGCUUGGUGAUGGAACAUUGGAAAAAUCGAGUAGGAUUGGAGGCUCGAUUCCCUGGGACACGAGAGAGGAGUUCUGAGCGGAACUGGAUGUACAACAGAGCAUUGCAUGGCGAAAUAGGGGCGCAGUGUAUGAUUAAAUGUGCAUCUGGAAUGGAUAUCACAAGCCAUCAACGGAUACAGGAAGGG